Zerene cesonia (dogface butterfly) is the source of this 3935-nucleotide messenger RNA. It is a transcript of the gene EndoA, whose product is annotated as endophilin-A. The record is from RefSeq and is a predicted model, not a curated record. NCBI's taxonomy places the organism in Eukaryota, Metazoa, Arthropoda, Insecta, Lepidoptera, Pieridae. The coding region runs from base 235 to 1557 and encodes 440 amino acids. Gene Ontology annotation, biological process: synaptic vesicle uncoating. Gene Ontology annotation, cellular component: cytoplasm; glutamatergic synapse; presynapse. The transcript has 12 exons. Gene Ontology annotation, molecular function: protein binding.
UGUUGCGUGCGUUGCCCUUGCUCGUUGUAAUUUGUGUAGGUACUGCUGUUUGUGACUUGUAACGAUUAAAAAAUUACUGUUAAUUCGUUUGGUGUUUUAUAUAACAAAAAAAAUUGUAAUAGUUUACAAGUCAGAUUUUACUGUAAUUCAGUGCAACUUAUAUGUGUGUGUGUGUGUUUUUAAUCCAUCGCAAAACUUAGAUUAAUAAUUAGCAAGUAAUCAUACGACGCAAUCAUGGCUUUCGCAGGACUCAAGAAACAGAUCAACAAAGCUAAUCAGUAUGUCACAGAAAAAAUGGGUGGAGCUGAAGGCACAAAAUUGGAUUUGGAUUUUAUGGAAAUGGAAAGAAAAACUGACGUUACAUGCGAACUAGUGGAGGAGUUACAGACGAAAACCAAAGAAUUCCUUCAGCCAAAUCCAACGGCGCGUGCCAAGAUGGCGGCCGUGAAGGGCAUCAGCAAACUGAGCGGGCAAGCCAAGAGCAACACCUACCCGCAACCUGAGGGCGUGCUGGGAGACUGUAUGCUCAUGUAUGGCAAGAAGCUUGGAGAGGACACUAUAUUUUCACAAUGCCUCAUCGAGAUGGGCGAAGCGCUGAAACAGAUGGCGGACGUGAAGUAUUCACUCGAUGACAACAUCAAACAGAGCUUCCUCGAGCCCCUGCACCACUUACAGACCAAAGACCUUAAGGAAGUCAUGCAUCACCGGAAGAAAUUGCAAGGACGAAGGCUGGAUUUUGACUGCAAACGACGAAGACAAGCCAAAGGUGUCAGGAUAGGCCCUUACGCAAGUCCGAGUCAUGGAAGAGGGGACGAUGAAAUCCGUCAGGCCGAGGAGAAGUUCGCUGAGUCCCUUUCGCUCGCACAGAUCGGAAUGUUCAACUUACUUGACAAUGACGUGGAACAAGUAGCGCAGCUAGCGUUUUUCGCGGAGGGUCUGCUGGAGUACCACCAGCAGUGCACUGAGAUACUCAAGGGCUUGGUUUCCACGCUCAUGGAGAAGAAAGAGGAGGCCGUGAACCGUCCCAAGAUGGAGUUCGUGCCGAAGACGCUCGCCGACCUGCACAUCGAGGGCAUCCACGAGCUGAACCACGGUAAACGCUACGGCUCCGCGCAGAGCCUCUCCCGCCCAGCCCCCGCGCCCGCGCCCGCUCCCUCCGCGCCCCUCGCCUCCUCCCUCGCGGACCUGUCCGCGCUCGACCGCGCGUGGGACUCACCCCGCAACCCCCAGCCCCGCAACCCCCGCAACCCCCGCCCCGCCUUCCAGCCGCACCCCGCGCCGCGGACGACGAACGGCCGGGACCCGUGGACAGCGUCCCCGCUGCCGUCGCCCGUGAAGUCUCCCGCGCGGACACCCAGUGUGCAGCAGAAGCCGUGCUGUACUGCGCUGUAUGACUUCGAUCCUGAGAACCAGGGUGAACUGGGCUUCAAGGAAAACGAUGUCAUAACGCUGAUCAACAAAGUGGACGAGAACUGGUUCGAGGGCAGUCUGAACGGCAAGACGGGCUACUUCCCCAUCAGCUACGUGCAGGUGAACGUGCCCUUACCCAACAUGUAAACACUCACACGCUUCACGUUGCAACACAAACCAUUCCGCUAUAGUACUUACACGAACUUCGUGGGUGGUAACCUUCAGAUAUUCAAAAGCAAACGGUUAAUUAAUCGUUUCUGGCAACCCCUUACCCACGUAUCGUGCACGCACUAUAGCCGUUAAUUAUAAUAUCACUAUUAUUGGCUUUUACACUAAUAAUGAAUUAUAUUCGGUAGGUAUAUUGAUGGAUUUAUGUUGUUUCCAAAUAUGUAGCGAGUAUAAGUACAACAACACGUUUGAAGAAGCAAAUGUAUAUGGAAUGGCAUUAUACCAAAGAAAUUUGUUUUUAAAAUAUGUUAUUAAAUCUAAUAUCAGACGUUUUACAUAGAUUUUUGAAUAUUUGUCUAGAAUUAAACACCGAUAUAUGAAAUGUACUUUCAAUAAAGUUAAACUUAUAUGAAUGGCUGUGUUGCAAUACUCAAAUUUCAUGUCUCAGUAUUAUAUUUCUUACAUUAGACGACUAAUUAUUCCAAAUAAAUUGUGUCAAAAGCUCAAUGGUUUAAAUGUUUAUUGUGUUUUCAUCAUUAUACUGUUUCGGGUCCGGUCUUCCAUUUUGUUUACAUCCACAUUUUCAAUGCAUUUUGUGUGAGCUCGUAAAAGUUUUUGCCAAACCCAACGAACUUUGUUUUUCAACAUUUGACUUGACCGAGCUUAAAUUUAAUCUAUAUUUUACGAUGACUUUAAGCUCUGAAAAGUAAAAACUGUGUUGUAUAUUUUUUUUUUUUUGUAAAUGUAGUUUUAGUUGAAAUUAUCAGUAAGUUAUCUUAUGAAUUAGUAUAUUGUAAAAUAAUUGAUUUAUCUUUUUGUUAUGUUAGGACAUGGAGUAAUAAAAAUGCAUAAUAUUUCGCUAUCUAGUUUCUUAAUUGAAGAUUCAGAGUAUUAAAAGUACUAUCAUUCCGAAACGUAUACAUCAGUUAAGAAAAAUAAGCGAAUCUGUUUUUUUAGGCUUAUACAUUAUAAAUAACAAGGCAACUUUUGUAGAUAGUGCUUCGGCUCUUAAUUAAUGAUUAUAUUUUAUGUAUGUUUAAAAUUUCGAUAAGUGAUAUUUUUGUUGAGUUUAGAAAAUAAUAUUUGAAAAGAGAAAAUAGUAUUCAAUUAUACAUAGUUUUAAUUUGGUAACAGACUUCUCUCCAUUUAAUAUAGAUGUCACGUAUUAGUAUUGUAUACUAGUUUUGAGAUUAGACAUAGUUAUAUCUUGCGGGUAACAGUGAUUAUUUAUCAGAGUGGUGAAUGUAUACAAUGUAUGUAUAAUGUUAUACACAAAGCAUUAUGGGGACGUAAGAGUUGUUGAAUCUUGCCAAAUGUUUGUGGCUACUCGGUGUUUGAUGUUUUAUGGCAAAUUAUAUUAUGACAUAAAGUUAUUGUGAUAAUAUUAGUAAUCAUGCAUUUUACGCUGUGUCGUGUACGGUCAAUUUUUUUAAAGUCUAUAACAGUUUUUAUUUCCCGACAUAAGUAUAUUAAAAUAAUUAUAAAUCAUAUACAGAGAAGAUUUCUAAUUUAACUUAUUAGAAAUCUGUUUAGAAAUCCAUAUGUGGCCUCUAUAUAAUAGUUGUUGAAUAUACUUUAUGCAUGCACGUUAACAUAAGAUACGAUCAAAUUUCACGACAUUUAUUGAUGUUAAAGUAAUGUUAAACAUACUCGUAUUUGUAUUUCAUUCAUUGAGCUCAUUUCAUUCGUACGUAAUAUUGACCCCAUUCAUCAUGUUUCUGGCAUAUAAAAGACAAUACCUAGAUCUAAUGUUAGGUGUAUGUAAGUUCAUAUAAAUGAUAAUCGUUCUAUCUUCAAGUGUCUAAUAUUAUAAGUAUUUUGAGCAAAUAAUAAAUUACUAUUGGUGUUAAAAUAUGUAAUGUUUCGAUGUAAUAUGACGACGGGUCUCAGCACAUUUACAAUUCCCCGUCUUCAAACGUGUCUUUCAAUGUUUCUCCUUGUGAAAAUGAACGCUCAUAUCGUUGAUCCUUCCACGAAGUGGGUUUAUUGUUGUUAUGUAUUUAUUAUAUUACCCUAACGUAACUCUUUAAAUCAAACUUCUUUGAAUAGUAUGAUUGUAUGUUUAAUGUUACCGAAAUCCAAAAUGACCUGGGUGCCUCAUGAGAACGCAUAGAACCAUUUAAAACUGGAUGCAAACGUAGUGUCUAUGGUAUAUGCUGGCACUACAUGCAUUAACUCAACGGUGCGAGUAAAUAUAUGUUUCGUAAGUGUAUUCUUGUUCAUGUUACUGUAAUCUUAAAAAUCUAUGUACUGUAAUUGAUAGAUAAACUUGACAAUUUAUGAGAUAUUUGUUUAUAUUAAAAAAAUAUCCUGAACUUAUUGCUCGUUUCGCCUCCUAAUAAAAUGUUAACAAUUAC